This is a messenger RNA of Cucurbita maxima (winter squash), 784 nucleotides long. RefSeq lists its product as uncharacterized. Bases 71 to 784 code for a protein of 237 amino acids. The transcript is spliced from 3 exons. NCBI's taxonomy places the organism in Eukaryota, Viridiplantae, Streptophyta, Magnoliopsida, Cucurbitales, Cucurbitaceae. The record is from RefSeq and is a predicted model, not a curated record.
GUUACUUUAGAACCCUCUCCAAAGUUCUUCACAUCUAGCGAUUCAAAUUCCCGAGAAACCAAAACCCCUUAUGGAAACUGCUAGUGUCGGGCUUAGAUCGAGUGCCCCCGUUUUCAAUGGCUCCCCUCGUCCUCUCUCCACUACCUUCUUGUCUUUUCGGUUCAUUCAAUCGAAAAAGCUUCGCAGAUUUCCACAUGAUUUGUCUUCUACCUCUCGUCCAAGCGCCAAAAGCCAGAAAUCUGAAGGCGGUGAUCGCAAUUUUCGUUCGAAUCUCCGGAAAGCUCAGAGUGUUUCAGCGAGAUUUGUAGAUGGUGGAUGGAGUGGAAAUUACUUACAGAGCGGGAGUUUCGAGAUUGCUUUGAUAAGCAUUACCGCGACGGUGAAGCACCGUAUUAGUCCGUUCGUUGCUACAUUGGCGACGAAUCCGACAUUUGUUUCGGGAUUGUUCGCAUGGUUUUUUUCUCAAUCGACGAAGGUUUUGUUGAACUUUUUCGUGGAAAGGAAAUGGGAUUUGAAGAUAAUGUUUGGUUGUGGUGGAAUGCCUUCUUCUCACUCUGCAUUGUGCACCGCUUUGACGACUUCUGUGGCUCUUUGUCAUGGCGUUGCGGACUCGCUAUUUCCAGUCUGCUUGGGGUUUAGUCUUAUUGUCAUGUAUGAUGCAAUUGGUAUUCGUCGACAUACCGGCAUGCAAGCUGAGGUUCUUAAUCUGAUCGUUGAGGACUUGUUUGAAGGCCAUCCCAUAAGAAAAAGAAAGCUGAAAGAGCUGCUUGGGCAUGAUCGUUGA